Penicillium chermesinum is the source of this 1899-nucleotide messenger RNA. RefSeq lists its product as uncharacterized. The transcript has a single exon. Lineage: Eukaryota; Fungi; Ascomycota; Eurotiomycetes; Eurotiales; Aspergillaceae. The record is from RefSeq and is a predicted model, not a curated record. The coding region runs from base 1 to 1899 and encodes 632 amino acids.
AUGCGCUUCUUUCCUAUACGCAUCGCCGUUGCGACUAUCGCGUUUCUCGCAUUCUGCUCCGCGGGCGAAGCCAAUGCAUCUAGUGAUAUACCACAAUCAAUACGAGGGAAAGUGCCAAAAUGCAUGGAGACUUGUCUGCAAAAUUUCAUCGCGUCACAAUACCCAGAGACAUGCACCACCCUCGACUGCAUGUGCCGGACAGAAACGCCUGAUACGCUUACACUGGGGGAGGGCGCUGCUUCUUGUUAUUAUGCGUUGUGUCCAGUAGACGCUCAAACGAGCAACGGCGUCUAUCAGCUAUGCAACUCCAUAUCCGAUGCUCUUCAAAAUACACACCCAACCCUCACAGCAACGACUUUCGCUGCGCCCACUACUACUACCCACGUACCAGAUGUGACAACUACGAAAGCGCCUGAGACCACCGAUGCGACUGGUGCAACUCACACUAAACCUCCUGGGACAACCCUAGCCCCCGAGACCUCCAUUUCCCCUAACAUUACCUACUACCAUCCCUCUUCGACCGCGGAGCCUAGCACAACACAAUCACAAGCCACAAGCUCAACUAGCCCCAUGGCUACAGCCGCUACAAAUGCCACUAUACCUGCAGAUAACGACAAAGGCAACAGCUCUGUCAGUUCAGCAACCGUCAUCGGUGUUUCAGUGGCGUCGGGCGUGGCGGGAAUCUUUAUCGUUGGAGUGGCUGUGUACUACUUAUGCAGAAGAUGGAGGGCCAGACGCGAAACGAGAGACUUUGAGAUUGGCGGGGUCAUGUCAGAACCGUCAGACUUCUCGCACUCCCGAGGACCAUCACCUCAGCCAAGUCCUAGGUUUCCUCCACCUGAUGCUACUCGAUGGCAGCAAGAGAUGUCUCAGAAUCCUCACUCGCCGCGAGUUGCUGCGUGGGUUGCUCAGUCUCCUCCAACAAUCAAGAUGGUUUCGGAGCCAAAUCCAGCGCGCCCUCUACGGAACCGUGAUAUUGGUCGGGCGGUGGGUUCUGACGCCGAUUGGUAUAGUUCGCCUCACACUGCAAAUUCAGAGCAUACGCUGGCAGAGCUGGUUCCGCAAUCGGCUGGGUUGUAUCCCAAGCCACUUCAGUGGUGCCGGCCUGAGAGCUGGCAGACGGUUUUCGAAGACGAAAAUCAACCGUCUAAGGCUGCGAACAAGGGCGAGUACCCGCCACCUCAGGUCUAUCCACAGUCGACUCUAGAUCCACAACCUCGGAGCCUUAUCACUGGGCUCCCUGCCAAUCCCCGAGCAGUCAAGAAUGGAUUCCCAGCAGACAAGUUCCGACGCGAGCCCAAUCAAGUACCAUUCGGAAGCCCAGCGCCUCGGGGAGCUGCUCAAGAUCCUGGAAUAAAGAAGCUAGGAAGCCCCUUUGCCGGCAUUGCAGUCCGCGGCUCGCCAAGCUUGGUUGAUACCAGCGGUCCCAAGAGUAGCUCAGGAUCCUCGCGUGGCACACCCAAUUUAUCCAACACGACAAUCUCCUCAAGCUCUGCUCAGGAAGUUACCGUCCACCGUGCGCCCCCCGGAAAGGGACUCCCUGCCAAUCCGCGGCCGCCACGGAACUCUCCACAAGUAGGAAAAGAGGUCGUUUCUCGGCCUCGGAUUGUGCGAGGCGACGAUAUCAGACGUAUCGAGCCUGGCGACCGCUCCAGGCCCCCAAGCGAGGUCGUCGCUCCGUACUGCCCCGAUGACCUCUGGCUGGAACGAAGUCGGAAGAUUGCCUCGCGCCGGGAGUCCAAAGAGCUCCCAUACCCUUGUGAACUGACUCCCGGCUCGCUUGUGUAUCCCUCCAGUCCGAAGAAACAACCCCAAAAUGCCGCCAAGCGCAUAUCAUCCACAAGCCGAAACUUGACACCGUCCAGACGCGGGAACGAUUUGAUCCUGAGUGUGGACUAA